UCUAUUUUUAGCAUCGCACUGUCAGGAUUAUCUGUGUCCGGACCCUUCCUGCGACCGCAGCAUCCAGCUGUCUCCUGUUUAGGAUCGCGAUCGGGCCCCACAGAAAGUCGAGAACUCCUUACAAACUGGACUACUGCCGGGGUUCUCUUUCGGGGUCAUAUUUUCACAAGGAGGGCUAAAGCGAAAAGCUCGUUUUCGCGGAAGUUCGACGGAAACCAGCAUUGUUAAGAGAUCAGACACACAACCGACAGAAUGGAAGCUAACGUGGUGAUGGCAAAUAUGACCUGGCGGCCAUUAUGGCAGAUGGCUUUCGGAACCGUUCCCGUGGAGGAGUUCUUAUCUCCAAUGGGUGGAUCACUGCUGUACCUAACUAUUACGAUCCUCUCGGGUUUCAUCCUUAGAAUACUAAGCAAAGUUAUUCUUCAUCCGGUUAUCAGCGAAUACGUUUGCGAUUUCCUAGCAACUAUGGAAAUGUGCGCUUACUUUUAUGAAAAUAAUUUCAUUUUCAGUCGUUAUGGCCCUGUUUGGCUUUUCGUUGCAAUUGUCAUCGAAUGUGUCAUCGCCAACAGGACCUAUUUCGGUGCGUCUGAAAACCCUGUUAAAGCGUUGUACUCAUUAUGUAUGAAAGAAAUCGGCCCGGUCAAGGCUGUUCUAAAAAUAGCUGUUCAAACGUUGGCGGGAUUGGCGUCCUACAGAUUCGCCCGUUUUGUCUGGUCCCUAGACAUGGUUCCUGACCACCGCCAGAGAUACUACGAAACGAGCUGUGUGACUGACCUCAAUGUGACCUUGCUGUUCGGCAUGGGGAUAGAACUAGCCGCAACACUCACCGACACCUGGCUUGGAAUGCAGACUGUGAUGAAAAAUUCGUUCAUCGACGAAUUGAUCAAAGUAGGCAAUGGCGCCUUGAUGAUCGUUAUAGGUAUCUCUACAACUGGUAUGUACUUCAACCCUGCCAUGGCCACUGGUCACCUCCUAGGCUGCAAAGGGGCUACUAAUCAGGACCAUCUGAUCGUCUACUGGGUUGGGCCGUUCGUCGGAUGUAUCAUUGCCCUCCUCUUUGACCGUGUUCUCCACAUCGACGUCACGAAAUCCAAGCCAGUCGCAGCCGAUAAGAAGAAAAAAUGAUGACAUUUCGAGAAAUUACUACACGUUAUAUGAUAGGAUACCGGUUUUGUGUUCAAAUAUAGUGUUCACAAUUCUUCAUGAGGUUUUUAAGUAUUCGAAACUUUAUUAUAACAAAGUUGUCCGAACGUUUAUGAAAAAGUCCGAAACUAUUUAAUUGAAAGUGUCUGAGGAUUUUCUGUGUGUAAUUUGAACAAUAAUUAGUUACGUUAUGAGCUGUUUUGGUUUUCAGUUGUUAAAAAUAAGCAUAUUUGCACGCCGGAUUUAAUUUUGGCAGACGUGCAUGGCGUCGAAAUAUUUCGACACACAUAUUUGUAAAUCAAGACCGAUUUGAUAACCGUCCAUUAUAGGAACUCACCUCUGCAAGUGAUCAUUCAAGAUAUUUGCCAAAUUACUGUCAUGGUGAACUUCAACUUAGGUAUGAUGAAAGUUUGUUUUCUGUUGUCUCUUGUAGCUGAGUGUGUGUUCCCGUUGUUUGGAUAUUGAAUUUGCAUGUCGGGAAAAUGUCAUCGUUACGUAGAGUUAACUCCCUUCAACAUUCCAGUGGAGGAGUUUAUAUUUGGAUUACCUCCCUUGUCAUGUAUUAUAACAAAAUCGAUAUUGCUGCAUCUGAUGAAUUGAUUAUAUUGACAAUAUAGAAAUUAUCUCGAGUUUAGAUUGUACUGCAGGAAAAUCACUAGCGGUUACAUGUAGUUAAUUUAAUGUUUUCUCCUUGGUUGUGCUACUUAUAAAUCUAUCAAAAACCUUCCACAAAAUAUGCUGUGAUAUUGAAUUAACCCUUUACCUAAUGAAUACAUAUAAACACGUUGUUAGCAUGAAAUGUUUUAUUGUAGGUCUUAUUCCAUAUACACACAGCUGUUAACACAUUGGACUGUUAUUUAUUACUUUUCCUAUUAAAAAAUAAUAAGAAUAAUAAUGUCGUAUUUUCUUAAUCACGAUAAUGACAUAAAAUGCAAUAUUAGUUAUCAAGAUUAUUUCGUAAUAAUCAUAAUUUAAACAGUUACAAAUUGAUUAUAUUAAUAAAAAUGGUGAAAGUGUUCUCAACUUUCAAUUCAGAUGAACCAAACUGA
Molecule: messenger RNA, 2192 nt
Organism: Mizuhopecten yessoensis (Yesso scallop)
Lineage: Eukaryota; Metazoa; Mollusca; Bivalvia; Pectinida; Pectinidae
Product: putative aquaporin-10
Exons: 3
Coding region: 253-1125 (290 amino acids)
Biological process (GO): transmembrane transport
Cellular component (GO): membrane; cytoplasm
Molecular function (GO): channel activity
Source: RefSeq, a predicted model, not a curated record